Messenger RNA from Cyclocybe aegerita, 2055 nucleotides. NCBI's taxonomy places the organism in Eukaryota, Fungi, Basidiomycota, Agaricomycetes, Agaricales, Hemipholiotaceae. The record is from the annotation of a GenBank genome assembly.
AUGGCGCAAAAAAUCAGAACCGACGAUGGCUUCCUGCGGGUGAUACCGCCUCCUGGCCAUGAAGCGCCAUUGCCUAAAGAAGGCGAGCAAAAUGUCCUUGUGACCUCUGCUUUACCUUACUGCAACAACGUUCCUCACUUGGGAAAUAUCAUUGGAAGUACUCUCAGCGCAGAUGUCUUCAGCCGGUAUAAUCACGAAUACGGCACAGCGACCGAAACACAGGCCUUGAAAGAGGGAAUCACUCCCCGUGAACUAUGCGACAAAUACUACGUCCUUCAUAAGGAGACAUACGAAUGGUUUGACAUCGGUUUCGACUUCUUUGGCCGUACAUCUACGCCUCACCAUACCCAAAUUUGCCAGGAAAUAUUCCUGGAUCUUGGAAAAAAUGGAUUCUUGGAGAAACAGGAGAAAGAGCAAACAUACUGUGAGGGCUGCCCAAAAUUCCUCGCCGAUCGUUACGUCGAAGGAAUAUGCCCGCACUGUGGUUACGAAGACGCUCGCGGCGACCAAUGUGACGGAUGCAGCCGCACACUAGAUGCAAUCGAGCUUAUCAAGCCUCGCUGCCUUGUCGACAAAACCCACAUUGUUACCACCAAGACCUCCUCGCACAUGUACCUAAGGCUGGAUGCGAUCCAGCCACGUACGGAAGAGUGGAUCAAGCAGUCGUGGAAAGCGGGAAAGUGGUCGCCGAACGCAGUGAUCAACUCAGACGGAGAGCUGAUCGACGCGCGACUGAAGAUGGGGUUACUGCCUACGCCGCUGACGAGAGAUCUCAAGUGGGGAGUUCCUGUCCCCAUCGAAGGCGAAGAUAUCCAUGGGAUGAAAGGGAAAGUUCUCUAUGUUUGGUUUGAUGCUCCGAUCGGAUAUCCAAGUAUCACGGCAAACUACACACCUGAGUGGAAGCAAUGGUGGUUUAAUCCCAAAAACGUCGACCUCUACCAAUUUAUGGGAAAAGAUAAUGUCUACUUUCACACGAUCUACUUCCCUUCGGUCCAGAUUGGUGACGGUCGGGAUUGGACCAAGUUGCACCAUCUUUCAACUACGGAAUAUCUGAAUUACGAGGGCGGAAAGUUCUCCAAGAGCAAAAAUCGCGGAGUUUUCGGUCCUGCUGCGAAGGAGACUGGCAUUCCUGCCUCUGUAUGGCGGUACUAUCUGCUCUCGUCUCGACCAGAAACGGCAGACGCCAUGUUCUCUUGGACGGAAUGUAUCGCCGCAAACAACAAUGUGCUCUUGAACAACUUCGGAAACUUCGUGAAUCGUGCCCUCAAAUUCGUUUCGUCACAAUUCAACAGCGUUGUUCCGGACAGUGGGGAUGCACCCGGCCCAUAUUCUCCCAACGAUUCUCUAGAUUCUGAAUUCAUUACAGCGGUUAAUGGUCUCUUGAAAGAGUACAUAGAUGCUAUGGACUCCGUGAAGAUCCGCCUCGGUCUGCAAACUGUCAUGCUGAUUUCCAUCAGAGGAAACAACUACCUCCAGUCAUCCGGACUCAACAAAGUACUUAUCGCAUCCAAUCCGACCCGCUGUGCCCAGGUCAUCUGUCGUGCCGUCAAUCUUAUCUACGCUCUAUCUGCCCUAAUCCACCCCUUCAUGCCCGCCACUUCGGAUUCUAUUCUCGCGCAGCUCAACGCCCCAGCCCGCGCUGUGCCUGAGGUCCUCUCGAGUGACAUCCUCGGGGGACACAUAAUCGGCACCCCAGAGCAUUUGUUCAAAAAGAUCGAGGAGAGCAUGGCUGAAGUGUGGCGCAUCAAGUUCGGAGGCAACGACGCACAGGCUGCUGCUUCGGCUGCUGGCACGCCCGAUCCAUUGAAGGCCGUUCCUGGUCAGCCAAAGAAGAAAGGUGCGAAGAAAGGUGCUGUCGCCUCUUCGGUGCCACUCGGGCCCAAGUCUCCAGAAGCACUGGCCCUUGAGGCAAAGGUAGCAGAGCAGGGUCAGAUUGUCCGUGAAUUGAAGGCUAGGACACCAAAGACACCCGAACUCGAUGCAGAGAUCAAGGUUACGGUGGAAGUGUUGAAGGGACUGAAGGCGGAGCUUGAAAAGACUUUGAAGCAGUCAUAG